This is a messenger RNA of Sphaerulina musiva SO2202, 570 nucleotides long. RefSeq lists its product as uncharacterized. The transcript has 2 exons. NCBI's taxonomy places the organism in Eukaryota, Fungi, Ascomycota, Dothideomycetes, Mycosphaerellales, Mycosphaerellaceae. The record is from RefSeq and is a predicted model, not a curated record. Bases 1 to 570 code for a protein of 189 amino acids.
AUGAAGUUCCUCGCAUUCACUUCUGCCAUCACCAUCGCCUCUCUGGUGGGUUGUUGUUCAGCUCUUAUCGCGCCUCAAAAGCGAGCGACAAGCAAAGCUCUCGGCGAAAUCUACGCAUACGGCACCAAUAUCUCCGGUUCUCAAGUCUUUGUCGACAAUGGAAUCGCAUACAUUGGCGACUCAACAGCAAUGGACGGCGCAAUGAAUGUUACCUUCGUACAAACCGGCACCGAAAUCUCCGUCCACAAACAUUACAGAAACGGCACCGAUGCCGGCAGCGACGAAUACCUCGCCAUCGACACCACGGCGGGAGCUUCCAAUCCCGUAUUGAUUGCCAAUUCCGCAGCAGUUGCGGAUGGAUACACAACCGAGGGAUUCAACCUCUACGGCAUGCAGAUUACGUGGCUGACGUCUAGCCGAGCGAUGCAAUCGAAAUUUUACGUCGUGGAGACGGAGACUACGGAUGUCUGGGAGCUGUACUGGAACGCUGAUAGCGCUACUAGUGAUAAAGGCACGGAUGUUAUUCUGAAGGCUUUUGGACCUCCAGACUUGGGGACCUCAGAGCCGUAA